This is a messenger RNA of Gymnodraco acuticeps, 1739 nucleotides long. Its product is annotated as RING finger protein 223. NCBI's taxonomy places the organism in Eukaryota, Metazoa, Chordata, Actinopteri, Perciformes, Bathydraconidae. Gene Ontology annotation, biological process: protein ubiquitination. The transcript has 2 exons. The coding region runs from base 379 to 1092 and encodes 237 amino acids. The record is from RefSeq and is a predicted model, not a curated record. Gene Ontology annotation, molecular function: ubiquitin protein ligase activity.
CUGGGCAACGGACGCUGAGCAAGGAGGACCCAGAGCUCACACUGAACACAGACUCUGAGCACACACCCACACACAUAUACACACACCUGUGACUCCAGCAGAGUUUGCAGACCAGUACAGAGGAGGACUUUGGAAGAGGCACUAUUACAAACCCCUAAUUUCCUGCUGGCCUCUCGGAAGACGGUUGACUUUGACUGCAGCAAAAUGCAUUUUCGAGUGCAAAGGGAGUGAGCUGAGCCAGAUAGAUCAAACAGGGAUCAUCUGAAAUCUUCUUCAUAAAACAGAUAAUUCUGAAGUUAAGAACAGAUCAAGAAAAAGUAACAAAGAGCCGACAAGUCCAGAGGGGACUCGACAAAGGAGGGUUAAAUAUUCCUGAAGAUGGAACCGCAGAUUUGGCAAACGCAGGUCGCCCCUCAAAUCUCUCCUGGAGAGCUGAAAAAGAAGGUGUCAAUCAUGAGCCAGCCGGAGUGCUCCAUCUGCUACAACACCUACGACAAUGUCUUCAAAACACCCAAGCAGCUGGACUGCACCCACACAUUCUGCCUGGAGUGCCUCUCCCGCCUCAUGGCCGUCUCGCUGAGUGACCAGGAGGAUUCCGGCGGCAGCCCCCGCCUCUUAUGCCCCUUCUGCCGCCACCCCACCACGCUGCCUGAGCAGGGCCCCCCCGCCCUCACCACCAGCCGAGAGGUCCUCUGCAAGCUGCCCAGCCACCAGCAGCAGGAGGAGCCGGUGUGGCUGGAGGGGGAGAAGCUGUGCUACAAAAGCUCCAAACAAGACCCCAGCUUGGGCGCCUCUGAAAGCCCCUCGUCCUUCUGCAUCUGCAUUGACAUUGGGGCCAGCAAGGUGAUAGACGCUCCUAUCCAGACGGGGCCCCGGACUUCUGGGCUGCUGGCCCGACUGGCGGACUGGAAGAGGCUGGUGCUCUUCAUGGUGCUCAUCGUGCUGCUCAUCGUGGUUGUGUUAUGGCCCCUGCAGUGUGUGUUCAGCACUGGGAACAUGCGCUGUAUGCGGGAUCACGUCGUCCUGAACCCCACUACCACAACGACCACCACUCUCAGCCCCUUCACCAAAACACACGGUCGGACACAGUGAACUUUAGACUGACUGGACUUCAAUAUAAACGCACAUUAUAUUGGAUAUGACACAUUUCACCAAAUUGCUCUUUUGCCACAGAUGUUAAAGCCACUUUGUGUGGCCUAUUUAGAUGUCGGACUUUAUCAUCCCCUAGUGUUUGGUUUCUAAAUGGGUGGGAUGAAAGGGUUGAAAGAAACAUAGACUGAACUAAUUUUCACUUUUUCUGUUAUUGUGUCAUGUUCCAUUAGCUUGAUUUGAAUUAAAAAAUAUGUUAUCCUUAACAACUGUCAUUACAUGUGAAUUUAGGCUUUGAAACUCAGUGGUGCAAGAUGGCCUCUGACAGGCACUUUGGCUCGAAUUGUGUUCAGUGACACAGACAUUGACAGAAUCCACAUUUACCGAGCGUACUGGAUAUCAGAUGACAGAGCACGAGUGGGUUUAUAUGUGCAUACAAACGGGUAUUUCCAAAUGAAAAAGUUACAUUAUUUUGAACUCGAUUUGUAAAUAUAUGGAUUUAUUUUCAACAAAUAUUCAACUUUACCGUAAGGGUUAGUAAGGUCACAAAACAGGAAAUGAAUGUCAACCCAAUGUGCCAACAUGAACUUUUUAAAGUGUGCCUUUCGUCAUGGCCUUGUUUACAGAAGAUAAUAAAAAGGGAGACUUUA